This is a messenger RNA of Sphaeramia orbicularis (orbiculate cardinalfish), 3927 nucleotides long. RefSeq names its product CCR4-NOT transcription complex subunit 2. The record is from RefSeq and is a predicted model, not a curated record. Bases 84 to 1706 code for a protein of 540 amino acids. Gene Ontology annotation, cellular component: CCR4-NOT core complex. Lineage: Eukaryota; Metazoa; Chordata; Actinopteri; Kurtiformes; Apogonidae. Gene Ontology annotation, biological process: regulation of DNA-templated transcription. The transcript is spliced from 15 exons.
CCAGCAUCCUCGCUGAUUGGCGAAGAGAUGUCCGCCAUCUUGGAUUGUAGCGGGGAAGAAAGAUUGAUGCGGUGACACGCGGUAUGUUUGGUGCUAACCGGAAGAAGUUUAUGGAGGGAGGGGUAGAGAGUGAUUACACGGAUGACUCCAGCCUCUACUACAGCCAGCAGUCCAUGUUCCCUUCGCACCGCACUGACAAAGAUAUGCUGGCAUCUUCCUCUGCUUCCUCAACGGGUCAACUGUCACAGCUUGGAGCCAGCUUAUAUGGCCCACAGAGUGCAUUGGGGUUUCCCAUGCGUGGUAUGAACAGUGGUGCAGCACCUCAGUUAAGUCGAAGUGGGCUCAAUCAGUCUGCCAGCCAGCUUUCCAGUCAUGCCAGUACACCAAACACUGGCACAAUGCACACGCCUCCUUCACCUAGCAGGGGUAUUCUGCCCAUGAACAGCCGGAGUGUCCUGAACCACAGCCAGCAGGUGGGGGGUCCAACAGGGCAGGCAGGAGGUAUGGGAGGUGGAGGAGGAGAUAGGGGAGGUGGUGGAGGUGGAGGAAGGAGUGGCAGUAUGGGGAGCCCCAGCCGGUCGUCACCCAGCAUCAUCGGCAUGCCCAAACAGCAACAGCCUCGGCAGCCAUUCACUAUCAACAGUAUGUCAGGGUUUGGGGUGAACAGGAAUCCAGGCUUCAACAUGAACAACUCCAUAUCCAACAACAUCUUCAACGGCACAGACGGCAGUGAGAAUGUGACGGGGCUGGACCUGUCAGAUUUCCCUGCAUUAGCUGACAGGAGUCGGAGAGAUGGAGGCUCAAAUCCAACCCCACUACUCAACCCAUUAGCUGGUCGGGCUCCUUACGUUGGCAUGGUAACCAAGCCGUCCAGUGAGCAGUCGCAAGACUUCUCAAUCCAUAACGAAGAUUUCCCAGCUCUCCCUGGUCCAAAUUACCAAACAAAAGACCCCACCAGCACCAACGAAGACAGCAAAACGAAUCUGAACUCAUCAGGAAAGCCCAGUUCAAACUCAGAUGGUCCAAAGUUCCCUGGCGAUAAGAGCUCAGUGACAUCGAGCAACAACAACCAGCAGAAGAAAGGGAUUCAGGUGCUUCCUGACGGGCGUGUGACCAACAUCCCAGUUGGCAUGGUAACGGACCAGUUUGGGAUGAUCGGUUUGCUGACGUUCAUCCGAGCAGCGGAGACGGACCCUGGCAUGGUCCACUUGGCAUUGGGCUCGGAUUUAACCACGCUUGGCCUCAACCUCAACUCACCUGAAAAUCUGUAUCCUAAGUUCGCGUCUCCCUGGGCAUCAGCUCCAUGUCGGCCGCAGGACAUAGACUUCCACGUCCCAUCAGAGUAUUUAACCAACAUCCAUAUAAGGGACAAGUUAGCAGCUAUUAAGUUGUCUCGGUAUGGUGAAGAUCUGCUGUUUUAUCUCUACUAUAUGAAUGGAGGAGACCUAUUACAACUUUUGGCUGCAGUAGAACUGUUUAACAGGGACUGGAGGUACCAUAAAGAGGAGCGGGUUUGGAUCACCCGGGCUCCUGGUAUGGAGCCCACCCUGAAGACCAACGCCUAUGAGAGAGGGACCUACUACUUCUUCGACUGCCUCAAUUGGAGGAAGGUGGCUAAGGAGUUUCACUUGGAGUAUGACAAACUAGAAGAGCGACCUCAUGUUCCCUCCACCUUCAACUACAAUCCUGCCCAGCAGGCCUUCUGAUUGGCUCUCCUUCCUCCUGCCUGCCUGCCAUUGGCCCUCCUGGCACUUCAGUCACCACCCUGCUAGGUUUUUCAACCUCCACACACUUUAUCAAAUCUGGCCAAUAAGGAUUUAGGACGAGAGAGAGGACGUCCUGGCUCCUUCACCAUAGACUUUAUGAUUUUAACUAUUCUGUUUUUUUCCUUUUUGUCAUUUUCUUUUUUUAAUUUCCCACCCUCCUCCUCCAUAAGUUUGUUUUUUUCUCUUAUGUGCAGCACAGACUGAAUGUCGACAACACACACACGGACACACAGCACUUAAAUAACUGUCCAUCUGAUCAAGUGAUUCAUGUUUCUAUUCACUCUUUAAGAUUUGACUAUUUUUGUCUAGAGAAGUUUUUCACUUCAUUUUAAGAAGAACCAGAUUUUAACAAAAGGAUUAGUAAUCACCUGUCAGGAUGGAUAAUUAUUUUGCACAGUGCAUACUUUGUCACAUUCUCUGACCUUUAGCAGGAACUGCAACUAUUUAUCAUUUCUCUUUAUUUUUACCAGGUUUUCAGCAUUACAAAUCCGACAAACACAUCAGCAGACAGUGGACAGUCAGGAGAGGAAAUGCAAUGUACAUUGUAGCACUAUUUCAUAAUAAAAGAUGAAAAAUAUACCUUUUUGGUUUGUUGUUAUGUGGAAGCACUUUGUAAGCUGGUCUAAAAAGCAUAUUUAUUUUUGUUUUUAAAUAUAUUAGGUUAAGAUUUUUUGGACAAAAGCUACCAAAAGUCACUAUGUAGGAAGUAUUUGACAUUGUAAAUUGAUCAUUUUUGUUUUACACUGGGCAGAUUAGUUUGUUUUCCAUCAUUAUUCACAACAAAGUGACAUGAGUGUGGUGGUGUUUUACAUUUUUCUAAUUGUGAACAAAUCCCAUGGAAAACCAGUGUUCUUCCUCAGUCUUCUCUAACUUCUCUGCUUUAAAACUUUGAAAGCUGUGCAGAUGUAGUUUUAAAAGUUCAUUAAUUUGAUAAUGUUACUUGCCAAAAGCAGGAGAUCCUUUUGACUUUAUGGAGGACUGUUUUUUAGAGUAAGUCUCUUUUAGAGCCCAAUGAUAUUUGUGAGUGAAGGACAGUUUAUCUCAACUUGAAUUCAAGAAUUUUUUUUUUUUUUAGUUAAUAUAUCGUGAUCAAAAAAGGUUUCUUUAAGCAGUAAUUAGCAAGUGACAGUGUCUUAGUGGGACACUAACAGCGCAUUGUUGUUAAGUGGCUGCUGGAGACUGGUCAAAAUAAUCUCCACUAUGAGUCUGUUAUGAUGAUAGAGGAACAUCAACACAUUAUCUGUCCUGUAAUGGUUUUUAAUAGUUUUGUGUAGCAAUGAGCUCUCCUGGCACAAAGGAAAAUCACUCUCCAGGCUGUAGUUGCUCAGACAUCUGGUAGGAGAUCAGUUUGAUUUGCAUUUGAUGGGAUUUGUUGGCAACAAGAAAAAUGUAGAAUCUCAUCCUUUUAUAUAAAACCGAACAGAAUGAUGCAACAGAUUCAGAACAUAACAGCAACAUUCAUUUCAGUGCAUCCCUAUCUACUGCCUUUUGGUUCUUGAUUUUAUCCUCUCAUCACUGCUCUCCAUUCUAUCAAUCCUCUGUGUGCGACUUCACUUUAAUAUUUUUUUAUUUGCUUGCUUUGCUGUCACCUUUCACAUUUAUCCAUAGCAUUUGUCAUCUGUCAUCAAGUACAAGAGGCAAAUCAAGCAAAAAUAUCAUCAAGUCUUAUAUUUUAUUGAUUUUUAAUUCCCAUUUUAUUACCUAUACUCCAGGAGGCACCAAUGUACACUUCUAUGUAUAUAUCUUUUAUAUAUACAUAAAUGCGAGGCAGUAUUUUUAAUCGAAGGGAAAUAAAGGAUAAACUGUCAGAAGCUGCUGGCCGCAGGUAAAUGAUGCAAUACUAGACUUCCUGUUACCACAGAGAUCACCAUGGAGACAGUUCACAGGGGACCACACCUGACUCCUCCAACACCGACACCUUUUAGCAACAACCACUGCUACAGCAGCUGUGACAUCAGUUGCCAUGACGACAGGGGCCAGCUCAUUCACACUGCAGCAGCAAAGCCAAGGACACGCCCACAGACCCAUGUGACCUGUUUGAGAAGAGUUUGACUGGAGGACGAGGACUGAGGCACUUGUCCACUUGGCUGUUUUAUUAAAUAUGGCAGCUAGUGUUUUAAUAGGAAAAGAAUAAAAUAAAUAUUCUGGUAAUGAAACUCAA